AUGUGCUUCGCGGGCAACUACUACGUGGAGAUGCGCGAAGACCACAAGCCAGAGCGCCUGAAGAAGACGUGCUUGAAACUGAAGUCGGUGGAGACGCAGCUCUGGCUGGGCGGCAACGAGGUCAACCAGGCGCUCCUGAGGUUCAUCGACAUGAUAGGCGCCGGCCACGAGAGGAAGUUCUUCUACUCGCAGGGCGCGCGCUUCGCGCUGUCCCGGGACAGGAUCCGGCAGCGGCCGCGGGAGUUCUACGAGAAGCUGAUAGGCUAUGUGGACAAGGAGGUAUACCCCAUCGCCGGCAUCUUCUCCGAGCUGCUCUG
Prorocentrum cordatum is the source of this 317-nucleotide messenger RNA. Lineage: Eukaryota; Dinophyceae; Prorocentrales; Prorocentraceae. The record is from the annotation of a GenBank genome assembly.